Musa acuminata subsp. malaccensis (wild Malaysian banana) is the source of this 1221-nucleotide messenger RNA. RefSeq names its product NAC domain-containing protein 68. NCBI's taxonomy places the organism in Eukaryota, Viridiplantae, Streptophyta, Magnoliopsida, Zingiberales, Musaceae. Gene Ontology annotation, biological process: regulation of DNA-templated transcription. Gene Ontology annotation, molecular function: DNA binding. The record is from RefSeq and is a predicted model, not a curated record.
CCUUAAGUCUCUGCGGACAGGAGCACAUUAAUCACCUCGACCUUAAGCCGAAGGCUUCCGGGACUUCAUGUGUGGUCUCCUUCCCCUAUAUAUCCUAUCCGAUCCGCGUCCAUAAGAUAUAUAUGAAUCUACCUUCGUCUGCGUGAGUGUGUGUGUUCGAAACUUGAUACAAACAUACUACAAUUGCACCACCAAGAGAGAAAGAGAGGCUUACUUCUUGGCUGUCAGCCAGCAGACGAGACAACCGAUGGCGAGGAACAGAGACGCGGAGGCCGAGCUCAACCUGCCGCCAGGAUUCAGGUUCCACCCCUCCGACGAAGAGCUCGUCGUGCACUACCUGUGCCGGAAGAUAACCUGCCAACGCCUGCCCGUCCCUAUCAUCGCCGAGAUUGAUCUAUACAAGUACAAUCCUUGGGAAUUACCAGAUAAGGCAUUAUUUGGACAGAAAGAAUGGUACUUCUUCACACCUCGGGACCGGAAGUACCCGAACGGGUCGAGGCCGAACCGGUCUGCCGGGAAGGGAUACUGGAAGGCGACCGGUGCUGAUAAGCCGAUCUCGACCAAGGGGAGCAAGACAACUCUUGCAAUCAAGAAAGCCUUGGUCUUUUACUCCGGGAAAGCACCGAGAGGAGUAAAGACCGACUGGAUUAUGCAUGAAUACAGAGUGGCCGAUACGGGCCGUCGUGCCAACAAGGGAAGCCUGAGGUUGGAUGACUGGGUUCUUUGCCGGCUGUACAACAAGAAGAAUACCUGGGAGAAGAAGCAGCAACAAAGGGCGACGUCCUUUGGAGAGCCCAUCGAUUCAUCGGACGAGGCAUGGUCAGCAGCAGACAGCUUCAGAACACCAGAUUCUGAAAUUGAAAAUGAUUUUGUGUUGCCGCAUUUCAAUGAUCUAGGCAGCCCAUCACAAGCUUCUGCUGGAGUGCAAGCAUGGAGCGCCAGGCAAACAAUUGGCCUCCAGAUGGUGGAAAAAGGUCCGAAAGAAGAUAAUGAAUGGUUCAUGGACUUGAAUCUGGAUGAGUUGCAGAGCACUUACAUGAGCUUGGGAUCAACACCUGCCAUGGAUGCAACAAACCAAGAUUAUUUCUUCCAAUCCUUAGUACCGCCCAUGACGAGGCCAAAUCAGACCAGCAUGCUACCUUUCUGAAUUAAGUGGGAAGUUGAAGAUGUAAAUAAGAGUAGAUGCAAACAUCUAAAGAACACUCUAGGAUUUUUCACUUC